Molecule: messenger RNA, 1359 nt
Organism: Malassezia pachydermatis
Lineage: Eukaryota; Fungi; Basidiomycota; Malasseziomycetes; Malasseziales; Malasseziaceae
Product: nuclear distribution protein ro11
Exons: 3
Coding region: 1-1359 (452 amino acids)
Biological process (GO): microtubule nucleation; chromosome segregation; cell migration
Cellular component (GO): kinesin complex; kinetochore; centrosome
Molecular function (GO): microtubule binding
Source: RefSeq, a predicted model, not a curated record
AUGACAGGCGACGCGCCGACGUUUGCCAAUGCGGCGGACGAGGCGCGGCACUGGAAGGCGCGCGUCGAUGAGAUGCGUACCGCCUUGCUUGAAGCGGAAAAUGGGCUGCAGGAGUUUAUGGAAAGCAGCAAAGAGCUGGAAGCGGAAAUGGAGGCUGAUAUGGCGGCCAGUCGGCAGCGCGCCGAUACGCUGCAGGCGGAAAACGAGCAGCUGCGUGCCGAUGUCGACGAAUGGCGCAGCAAGUACCAAAAGUCUAUUGCCGAGCACAAUGCGGCACUAGGCGAUCUACACACCGAGCUGUCGAAGCUUCGCGAGACGCACGAUGCGUACAAAACGCGGCUUCGCGAUAUGGAGCUAGAUAAUGAUGCCCUUGAGAAUGCUGAGCGCAUGAUCAACUCGUCGCUGGCCGACAUGGAGGCACGAUACCACAAAGCCAUGGAGCGUACGGCGCUCCUGGAAACCGAGUUGGAGGGCAAGUCACGUUUGGAAAUGGAGAACCAGCGCCUCAAAGAUGAACUGCGCGACGUGCGAGAGGAGCUGCAUGUGCAACAGGCCAAGGCCUCUGUACCUGUACCACUACCACGCUCCGAUCCUGAUGAGCUCACACUGAGCGACUUGGUCGUCCAGCGUCCUGUACCACCUUCGUCGUUGCGUCUGCCUACUGUGCCCGUUUCUGGCGGUAGCAGUAGCGGCGGCUCGACACUAGAGCGACUGCGUGAGCACAUGCAUCAGCUGCAGCAGCGGUUGCAGCAUGUCCAUACGGCGCAGGCGCCGACAACGACUUCUCAGUUUGGCCGUGCUGCGCGUAGUUCGCUGCCACGUCCACGUUCGAGCAUGUCGGCCAGCACCGGUGGCCCUCCGAGCUGUGCACAGCACAGCACAGGCCCCUCGACCAGUAUAUCGUCCCCUGUGCCAUGGCGCAGUGCGACGCCCUCGUCGUAUGGCACACCCAGCCGUUCCGAAAGCCGGAAUGGCGCCGCCGUGCGUGGGACGCCUGCGGGCAGUGGCAUCCCUGUGCCUGUGGGUGGCCUCUCACGUUCGCAGUCACGUACGCGCCCUCCCUCGCGUCUGGCGACUGAUGCGCAUCCUUCGCCAGCAGGCAGCCGAGUGCCGUACGAAUUCAUGGAGCACGAUCCUGCUGCUUCGCCCCUCUCGCGUUCCUCGUCCAUGGCGCGGCGGCGCAGUUUCGGGCCGACAUCUCUCCCUACGCCCUCGCGGCCUCGUGUGCCAUCGUCUCGUACGGCAUCGCCGACCAAGAUGCGCCCCGUCUCGCCAGGGGUCGUCUCGCCGAGCAAGACACGUCCUGUCUCUCCCGGUCUGGUCUCGCCUAGCAAACGAGCGCCUGUUCCCUGGCGGUAA